Molecule: messenger RNA, 3307 nt
Organism: Chelonia mydas (Green sea turtle)
Lineage: Eukaryota; Metazoa; Chordata; Testudines; Cheloniidae
Gene: CDH24
Product: cadherin 24
Biological process (GO): adherens junction organization; cell morphogenesis; multicellular organism development
Cellular component (GO): plasma membrane; adherens junction; catenin complex
Molecular function (GO): calcium ion binding; cadherin binding
Source: RefSeq, a predicted model, not a curated record
AGGACUCAGCUCCGUCUCCGCAUCCUUCGCUCGUGUCCAGGCAGCGGCUCCCGCUCCUCUCCCGUCCCCCCCGCCCCGGUUCCUGCCCUCGCGCCCCCCACCGACCCAGGGUCCCCCAGGCCCAGGUGCCCCCCGAUGGGGUAGCUGGGCGGGGGCCCAUGGGCAGUGCCCCCCGCAGGAGGCGGCGUGAGUGGGCAACAUGCCCAGCAUCCUGGGGCUCCUGCUGACCUGGCUGGGGGGCUAUGGCUGCGCCGGACGCCUGGGUCCCCCCUGGCCCGGCUCCCGGGGGGCCCCAACCCAGGGCUGGGAGCGCCCCCUGCUGAGAUCUCGACGUAGCUGGGUCUGGAACCAAUUCUUCGUCAUCGAGGAGUAUGCCGGCCCCGAGCCUGUCCUCAUCGGCAGGCUGCACUCGGACGUGGACCGGGGCGAGGGGCGGUUCAAGUAUGUGCUGACGGGCGAAGGGGCCGGGACGGUGUUUGUGAUCGACGAGCGGACGGGGAACGUGCACGUGACCAAGACCCUGGACCGGGAGGAGAAGGCCCAGUACACGCUGCUGGCCCAGGCCGUGGACCGGGCCUCGAACCGGCCCCUGGAGCCGCCCUCCCAGUUCAUCAUCAAAGUGCAGGACAUCAACGACAACCCGCCCGUCUUCCCGCACGGCCCCUACCAUGCCACUGUGCCCGAGAUGAGCAACGUGGGGACACCCGUGAUCCAGGUGACGGCCCAGGACGCCGAUGACCCGAGCUAUGGGAACAGUGCCAAGCUGGUGUACACGGUGCUGGAGGGGCUGCCCUUCUUCUCCGUCGACCCCCAGACCGGCGUGGUGCGCACCGCGAUCCCCAACAUGGACCGGGAGGCACAGGCCGAGCUGCUGGUGGUGAUCCAGGCCAAGGACAUGGGGGGCCACGCCGGGGGGCUGUCGGGGAGCGUCACUGUCACUGUCACCCUGAGCGACGUCAAUGACAACCCACCCAAGUUCCCCCAGAGUUCUUACCAGUUCUCGGUGCUGGAGACGCUGCCGCCUGGCUCCCCCGUGGGGCGGCUCCGGGCCCACGAUCCGGACGAGGGGGACAACGCGAGGCUCCACUACCGGCUGCUGGACGGGGACGGGCCCUUCACCAUCAGCACCGACCCACUGGGCCGGGACGGCCUCCUCACCAUCAGCCAGCCGCUGGACUUCGAGCAGCGCCCAGCGUACACCCUGCGGGUGGAGGCGGCCAACACGUGGGUUGACCCACUGUACAUCCGCCAGGGGCCCUUCAAGGACGUGGCCACCGUGCAUGUGGCCGUGGAGGACGCGGCCGAGCCCCCAGCCUUCGCCCGGCCCAGCUACCAGCUGGGUGUGCCCGAGGACAGCCCCCCCGGCACCGUGGUGGGGAAGAUCACAGCCUCCGACCUGGACACACCCAGCAGCGCCAUCCGAUACUCCAUCCUGCCCCACUCAGACCCCGGGCGGUAUUUCAGCAUCAGCCCCCAGGACGGGACCCUCCGCACGGCCCUGCCCCUCGACAGGGAGACGCUGGCCUGGCACAACCUAACUGUGGUGGCCACUGAACUAGACAGCCCGGCGUGGGCUGCGCCCGUCCCUGUGGCUGUGCACGCCCUGGACGUGAACGACAACGUGCCCCAGCUGGCACCAGGGACCGAGCCCUUCAUCUGUCACGGCGCAGCGCCAGGCCAGCUGAUCCAGACCAUCUGGGCGCGGGACCGGGACGACGGUGGGGCCGGGAGUCGGGUGACAAUUCGCUCCCCCCCGGGGCUGGGGCCCCCCAACAUCACUGUGCGAGACAACGAGGAUGGUUCAGCUGCUCUCCUGCUCCGGGCCCCGUGGCUGCCCCCCCCAGGUGGGCCCCCCCUGCUGGUGCCCCUGGAGCUGGUGGAUGGGGGACGUCCCCCCCUGACGGGCACCCCCACCCUGACGCUGAGCAUCUGCCAGUGCCGGCCCGAUGGCAGCCUGCGCUCCUGCCAGCCCCCCCCCGCCGCCCGCGCCCCCCCCGGGCUCAGCACUGCCGCCCUGCUGGCCAUCCUGGGCUGCGGCACCAGCCUGCUCGCGCUGGCAGGGCUCCUGGCCCGGGGGUGCCCCAAGGGCGGGGCGCGGGCAGCGCCGGCGGAGGAGGGCGAGGUGCGCGAGAACAUCAUCAGCUACGACGACGAGGGGGGGGGCGAGGCCGACACCCAGGCCUUCGACAUGGCUGCCCUGCAGCGUCCACCCGCCCCCGGACCCCUCCCUGGCCCCCCCGGCCUGGCCGCCUGCCUCGCCGCCCGCCUGGGACAGGCCGACGCGGACCCCCGGGCCCCCCCCUACGACUCGCUGCAGGUCUACGGCUACGAGGGGGGGGACACGCCCUGCGGCAGUCUCAGCCCCCUGGGCUCCUCCUGGGGGGGCAGCGAGGGAGGGGGCGACCCUGGUGAGUGGGGGCCCCUCUUUCGCACCCUGGCCGAGCUCUAUGGGGGCCCAGAGGGGCCUGCCUGAGGCCACGCCUACCUCCCAGCCACUCCUGAGAGGCCACGCCCCUCCCUCUGGGUCAUGCCAGUAUGGCCACACCCACCUCCAGCCAUGCCCUGGGCAUGCCACUUGACCACGCCCACUUCCCGGCCACACCUGCAAGGCCACGCCCCCCUCCCUGUAGGUCAUACCAGCAAGGCCAUGCCCACCUCCUGGCCACACCAGUGAGGCCACGCCCACCGCCAGGCCAUGCCAUGGCCACUCCUGCAGGCCCACACACUCUCCUGGCCACGCCCCCAAGCAGGCCACUCCCACUUCCAGCCACACCCCCUUCUCAGCCCCCAGGGCAUGGCCGGGGCCAUGGGGGAGUGGCUACAUAUGGCCAUGGCACGCACCCCUCCCCUGCUGCGCCUUGCCCCCUCUCAGUGCUUCGGCCCCACGGCCUCCCCCGCCCCAGCUCGGCAUUUGUCCUGUGUUCCCCCCCAUGGCCGCUCGCCCACUGUGACUGACUGUGACCCCCCGCCCCCAAUUAAUGCCAUAUCCAGCCCCCCCAUCAGGCUGAGACCCCCAACGUCGCAUCCUGCCGCUGCCCCCAGCCAGGAGAGCCCCAGGAAAUCCCAGGGGAUGAGGGCGUGGGCUGGACCCCACAGAUCUAGGAACCUCCCUGAUCCACCAGACCCCUGCCCCCCCAAAUCCACUAGAUCCUCCUGCCCCCCUGAUCUUCCAGACCCCCUGGAUCCACCGGACCCCCUUGACCCCCCUUGGAUUCUGCAUUGGGACUUUUAAUCCCACUGGAUACUGGGGGGGGGGGGUGCCAUUGUGUAGGGUGGGAGGGACGUACGAUUGUGUUCGAGAAGAGGG